Molecule: messenger RNA, 948 nt
Organism: Bufo gargarizans (Asiatic toad)
Lineage: Eukaryota; Metazoa; Chordata; Amphibia; Anura; Bufonidae
Product: olfactory receptor 12D2-like
Exons: 1
Coding region: 1-948 (315 amino acids)
Biological process (GO): G protein-coupled receptor signaling pathway
Cellular component (GO): membrane
Molecular function (GO): G protein-coupled receptor activity; olfactory receptor activity
Source: RefSeq, a predicted model, not a curated record
AUGGAAGAGUUGAAUGAGACCAUUGUAACAGAAUUCGUUCUUCUAGGUAUCACCGAUGUGCUGUGGCUACGGGUUGUCCUCUCUGUUAUGUUUCUUAUCUUCUACCUCUGCAGCUGCUUUGGCAAUUUAAGCAUUGUGACAGUAGUCAUUGCUGAUCAUGUUCUUCACACGCCAAUGUACUUUCUAUUGGCAAACCUUUCCUUGCUGGACUUCUUCUAUUCCACUACAACCGUGCCCAAGAUGCUAUCUGGUUUAAUUAUGGAAGACAAGAAAAUAUCUUUCCAAGGUUGUAUAACUCAGCUCUACAUGUUUCAUUUCUUGGGAUGUACUGAAGUCAUGCUUCUUGCAUCAAUGUCUUAUGACAGAUAUGUUGCCAUUUGUAACCCAUUAAGAUACCAAGUCCUUAUGGCAAGGACAGUGUGUCUUCAACUAGCAUUCACAUCCUGGCUCAUUGGUUCCUUAUACUCACUGUCCCAUACCAUUUUAACUAUCAGGCUUCCUUUCUGCAAAAUGAAUAAAAUAACUCACUUCUCCUGUGACAUUAAACCUCUCUUGAAGUUGGCAUGUACCGACACACAUAUCAACGAGAGCUUGGUCAACAUAGUUACAGGUUCUUUAGCUUUAGGUCCAUUUGUACUAAUUAUCAUCUCCUAUACCUUUAUUGGAAUUCAUCUCCAGAAUAUCCGUUCAGAACAAGGUAGAAGUAAAGCCUUCUCCACCUGCUCAUCACACCUUACUGUGGUCGCUUUAUUUUUUGGCACUGUUUUCUGCACAUAUUUAAGACCAGCUAAUAAAGAUACCCUGGAGCAAGACAGGAUUACAGGAAUCUUGUUCACGGUUAUCACCCCAGCAUUAAAUCCCAUCAUCUAUUCUUUGAGGAACAAGGAGGUGAAAAGAGCUUUUAAGAGAAGGUAUUUGAUAAGGUGGAUUCAAAGUGUGGGAGAUUAA